UCAAGGUUUCAGCCAUGGCCGGUUACUUGCCGACGGACUUCCCCUACUUUCGUCCGCCCCCGCCGCCGCGCUGGUGGCGGUCACCGCCACCGCCACCGCCAUCGCCGCCGAUUCAGGUGACGUCCCAGAGGUCAAGGGAUAACAGCCCGGCGUCCCACGGCGGGGUCAUUGCGGGCGUCGCCAUCUCCGUCGCGGCCUUCCUGCUCGUGCUCACCUUCGUGUGCAGCCUCUGCCGAGGGUACCGCAACAGCCGCGCCAAUGCCGCCGCUGACGCCGCGGCGGCGGCAGCGGCCCUCGCCGCGCGGCCGCGGGUGCCAGCGCCGCCAGUACUGCUGCCAGUGGCAUGGGACGACGAGAACGAGGACCAGCAGCAUCUGCGCGGCCGAGACCGCAGCAGCGGCCGCCCGCGGCGCGUCAGCCCGACGGCUGGCCUCCCGUCGUUCACGUACGACCGGUCGGUGCGGCACAAUGUGACGGGCAGCGGCGAGGAGGCAGCGACGUGCUCCGUGUGCCUCGGUGCGUUCCAGACCGGGGAGACGGUGCGGCUGCUGCCGGUGUGCCUGCACCUUUACCACGUCGAGUGCAUCGACCCGUGGCUGGACGCGCACGCGACGUGCCCGAUCUGCAGGUCGGGCACCGAUCCGGACAUGGACGGCAGCCUGCUUCCUCCGGUCUAG
Molecule: messenger RNA, 677 nt
Organism: Panicum hallii
Lineage: Eukaryota; Viridiplantae; Streptophyta; Magnoliopsida; Poales; Poaceae
Product: RING-H2 finger protein ATL68-like
Exons: 1
Coding region: 15-677 (220 amino acids)
Source: RefSeq, a predicted model, not a curated record